Messenger RNA from Bactrocera dorsalis (oriental fruit fly), 2984 nucleotides. RefSeq lists its product as uncharacterized. Lineage: Eukaryota; Metazoa; Arthropoda; Insecta; Diptera; Tephritidae. The transcript is spliced from 4 exons. Bases 325 to 1353 code for a protein of 342 amino acids. The record is from RefSeq and is a predicted model, not a curated record.
CAUAUGUAUAUUCCAAAAUGAAUAAAUAAAAUUAAUAACUUAAGUUAAUUAAAAAGUGUAAAGGCUUUGCAAACCGAGUAAAAGUUAUUGUAAGAGAAAAAGACGCUGUGCAACAAAUUAUUUACAUUACAACGCUCUCACAGGACUCGCACACUCUUUCGUCGUUUCAAGUAUACAGAUAUUACUGAAACGCACAGUUACAAGUUCCUUUUAGGGCAGUGCGGCCGUACGACUUAUUUUUUACUGCCAUUACUUUUUCUAUAAAGACAAAGGCAAAUCUAAAAAUAUAUUCAAAUAAAGGCAUAAGGCGUUAGGAGAUUGAAAAUGUUUGGUUUCUGCGUUGGCAUUUGCAAAUAUGAGGCACCCCCACCCGACACCAUACUAUCGAUGCCACCACCACCCUUACCAUCAUUCUUGUUGCCGAAUAUUGCCACUGCAGCAGCGCUUGUGGCAACUAACGAUACCAAUCCAUGCUAUGCGCCCUCACUGUGCAACCCCCAUCCAAAUCCCAACGAAGGUGAGGGCAUUGAAUUCGUCGAAUUAACUGGCACCGAUUCGAAAGUGUUAGAGAACACUUGGGUUUUGGGUCUGAUAUCGUGUUCGGUCGGUGUAAUUAUUUUAGGCGGACUCUUCGCGUUCAUUGUGUUAAAGUGCAGAAAAACGCUGUUCUCCAGCUGUAAUCUAUCUUAUCACGAUUCGAAUAUAAAACAGAGCGGCAUGAAGUCGUUGGGAGAAUCUUCAAAUAAAGCAAAGCCCUUUACGGCUGGUGGUAUCCUGUAUCCUGUUACAACGACCAAUAAUCGUGACACUUUGCAAUCGCAAUUGGCUAAUGACAGUCGCCUGCUUUGGGCCACAUUAACUCCGCAUGGCACAAGACACUUCAUUUCGGACUACCCAGUGGGUAAUGGUAAUGGAACUGUUGUGCAAGAUGGUCACUAUGAGAUUGUCGACUACCGCUCUAAAGUGCAGAAUCCCACUUAUCGUGAAUAUACAAAACGUGUGCCGAUAAAGUCCUUCGACAACAGUGGCUUUGUCGACUACGACUACGAAGAUCCGACACCACUUAUGGACUCCUAUCAUGACGACUUGGACUCUGGCUAUCAGGAGCCACAAGAAGUGUUACACACCCUACAACGUGUCUCGCCACGUCCCGUAGUGUCAUCACCAACACGUAUUGAUAAUCCGAAUAUGGCACCGCUCAACUACUAUCCAUCACAUCGUUCCAAUCAUCACUUAAACACCAAUACACUACAAUCGAAUCACUCAGCAGCCACUUUAAAUCGCAAAGCAACUAUGACACGUCGCAUAAGUGAUGCUUCAAUCUAUGGACCAGCUGCUGGCGCAACACAGUGAAGUGUAAACAGUGAAAUUACACAAGUUGUGUAGUGAAACGCACUCCAGUAUAGCUGGUAUAGUGUGGAAAAAAGUGUUGAAAUUAUAAAAUCGUGGCUUCUGUUAAUAAAUGCAAAAAAUCCAUAAGGGAAAUGUGAAAUUUGUAUCGUCAUACAACAACACCUACAUACAACGAAGCGCGAAUUUGAAUUGGAGUUUGAAAAUGGGUCACUAAGGUACGACAUUGAGAUAAAAUAGUUUUUGGUGUUUUUUUAUAACAAAUCAAACCAAAAUAAUUGACAUUAAAGCAAAUCAAAAUCACAAAGCAUUUCGAUAUCAUUAAUAUGAUAUUUUCGUACUUAUAUAGUGCAUUAGAUAAGCAGUUAUUAUUAUGUAUAUGCCGCAUAUGUACACACUAAAUAUAUCAUAUGGAAGCAAUAUUGUCAUGAAAAUCUACUAAACUUGCAUUACUCAUUGUAAUAUUACAUUGAAAAAACUGAUUUACUUCUCCUAUAAGAAAUACCAAUGGAAUAUUCGUAAGAAAUCUGAAAAAAAAUGUCUAUCACUUCAGCAAAAGCGGGCAAGUGUGUAACCACAAUACUUAAAUUAUAAAAUACGCUAUUUUAUGGAAAAAAAUAUAUUAUUGUAAUAAAAAAAAGCUUAUGCUUUAAAAUACCAAUCGUAUAAGCAGUUACCAACCAUUUAUGUAGGUAAGUAAAGAAAAAAUAAUAUUUUAAAAUUAGUCAAGCAAAUCCUUAAUGUCGAAACACCCUACACUUAACAAUAUAGUCAAAUCAAAAUAUCAUUGCAAUAGAACAUAAAUAUGAAUCAUGCGUUAGUAUAGUUUUAUCAUGCAAACUUACAAAAAACCAUACUACUAAAGUUAUUUGCAUUGAACAAUAAAAAAAAGAGUAGAAUAAGUCAUUAUUGAUAAAAUAUUAAUUUCAGUGAGGAAAUUGAAUAAUUACAUUAAGACUAAUAUUAUUAUGCGUUAUCAUAAAAUUAUAAAAUGACGGCUUUCAACUGAUCUCUUUAAUUGUAAGAAUAAAAAAAUAAUAUGCCAUUGAAAAAACACGACAUAGAAAAAAAACAGUGGUGAAACUAAAAUUCAACAUUAAAAGAAAAUAAUGAAAUAAAAAUAAUAAUAAUAUUGCAAAUACUUACACUCUAAUAUUCCUAUACAUCAACACGCAAUCACUACAGUCACACCAUUAAUUCCUAAAAACACGUUUCAUAAAUCUCUACUAUAUAUAAACAUAAUGUUGGUACACAAACAAAAAAACACUAAAUUCAAACUUGAUUGUACAAGCUUUAAAUAUUCACAUUCAUUAAUUGUACUUGUAACUGUGAGUUGUGUUAAUUUUACAUAUUCAAAUAAAUAAGGAAUUGCAAUAGCAAGUAGCAAUAGUUAAUGCUCAAUCUGUAUAUUUAUGUUCAUUUUAAUUUGUUGAAUUAGAUUAGUUAUAUUUUACGGGAAAUAAGAAAGUUAAACACAUACUAUGCAGUAUAUUAUAUUACUUACUUAUAUUUCAUGUCUACUGUUUAAUGUACUUAUGUAUAUGUUGUACCGCUAUAUUCCUAUUUAUACUGGAUAAUACAAAUCUAAAUUUAAUCCAAGAUGAAUUAAUAAACUGUGGAAACUAAAAACAAAA